This is a messenger RNA of Rhinolophus ferrumequinum (greater horseshoe bat), 3462 nucleotides long. RefSeq names its product transient receptor potential cation channel subfamily C member 4 (gene TRPC4). Gene Ontology annotation, biological process: calcium ion transmembrane transport; regulation of cytosolic calcium ion concentration; manganese ion transport. The coding region runs from base 389 to 3322 and encodes 977 amino acids. NCBI's taxonomy places the organism in Eukaryota, Metazoa, Chordata, Mammalia, Chiroptera, Rhinolophidae. The transcript is spliced from 11 exons. Gene Ontology annotation, molecular function: store-operated calcium channel activity; inositol 1,4,5 trisphosphate binding; protein binding. The record is from RefSeq and is a predicted model, not a curated record. Gene Ontology annotation, cellular component: cation channel complex; membrane.
CGAGGGCGGGAUUGCUUCCUCUGGGCUCAUCCGCUGUCAUCCGUGGGAUCGCUAACUUUAUCUGCAGGGAUCCCUGGGGGCGGGGGUGGGCGAGCUCUCCUCCCCGGCGCUCACCUCCCCUUCCAGGGCUGCUCCUCCCCCGCCUCCCAUGGCUUCGCUCUCAGAGCAUCCUCUCUCCGCCCAGUUCGGUGCCAGCUGCGUGGGCUCCAGCUUCGUGCGUUAUCCUUGGAAUGCUUCGAAACUCGGUGGCGACUAAGGAAAUCCCAUUGGAAUUUGCCGGGCGUGCUCUCACCAGGCAUAGCACCGGCUCUGCCACUCCUUGGAUCGAUCCCUCUUCAGCCAGAAGCUUGCAACUUUACAGAGACAAAGAAAUAGCAUGGCAUGAAACAUGGCUCAGUUCUAUUACAAAAGAAAUGUUAAUGCCCCCUACAGAGACCGCAUCCCUCUAAGGAUAGUCCGAGCAGAAUCAGAACUCUCACCGUCCGAAAAAGCCUACUUAAAUGCUGUGGAAAAGGGAGAUUAUGCAAGCGUCAAGAAAUCCCUAGAGGAAGCUGAAAUUUAUUUUAAAAUCAAUAUUAAUUGCAUUGAUCCUCUUGGAAGAACUGCUCUUCUAAUUGCAAUUGAAAAUGAGAACUUGGAGCUCAUUGAACUGCUCUUAAGCUUUAAUGUCUAUGUCGGCGACGCUCUAUUACAUGCGAUCAGGAAAGAAGUCGUUGGAGCUGUUGAGCUGUUACUGAACCACAAAAAGCCCAGUGGAGAAAAACAGGUGCCUCCCAUACUCCUUGAUAAGCAGUUCUCUGAAUUUACUCCGGACAUUACACCAAUCAUUUUGGCAGCCCACACAAAUAAUUAUGAGAUAAUAAAACUUUUAGUUCAGAAAGGAGUCUCAGUACCCAGACCCCACGAGGUCCGCUGCAACUGUGUUGAAUGCGUCUCCAGUUCAGAUGUGGAUAGCCUCCGCCACUCACGGUCUAGACUCAACAUUUACAAGGCCUUGGCCAGCCCCUCUCUCAUUGCGCUGUCAAGCGAAGAUCCUUUUCUCACAGCCUUUCAGUUAAGUUGGGAGCUUCAGGAAUUGAGCAAGGUGGAAAAUGAAUUCAAGUCAGAGUAUGAGGAGCUGUCACGACAGUGCAAACAAUUUGCUAAGGACCUACUGGAUCAGACAAGAAGUUCCAGAGAACUAGAAAUCAUUCUUAAUUACCGAGAUGACAAUAGUCUCAUAGAAGAACAAAGUGGAAAUGAUCUUGCAAGACUAAAGUUGGCCAUCAAGUACCGUCAGAAAGAGUUUGUUGCCCAACCUAAUUGUCAACAACUGCUUGCCUCUCGCUGGUACGAUGAGUUCCCAGGCUGGAGGAGAAGACACUGGGCAGUGAAGAUGGUGACAUGCUUCAUAAUAGGACUUCUUUUCCCCGUCUUCUCUGUGUGCUACCUUAUAGCUCCUAAGAGCCCACUUGGACUCUUCAUCAGAAAGCCAUUUAUCAAGUUCAUCUGCCAUACAGCAUCCUAUUUGACUUUUUUGUUCCUGCUGUUGCUUGCCUCUCAGCACAUCGACAGGUCAGACUUGAACAGGCAAGGUCCACCACCAACCAUCGUCGAGUGGAUGAUAUUACCAUGGGUCCUGGGUUUUAUAUGGGGAGAAAUAAAACAAAUGUGGGAUGGUGGACUUCAGGAUUACAUCCACGAUUGGUGGAAUCUAAUGGAUUUUGUGAUGAACUCCUUAUAUUUGGCAACAAUCUCUUUGAAAAUUGUGGCGUUUGUAAAGUACAGUGCUCUUAAUCCAAGAGAAUCUUGGGAUAUGUGGCAUCCCACUCUGGUGGCUGAAGCUUUAUUUGCUAUUGCAAACAUCUUCAGUUCCCUGCGCCUGAUCUCACUGUUUACUGCCAAUUCUCAUCUGGGGCCUCUGCAAAUAUCUCUGGGAAGAAUGCUCCUGGACAUUUUGAAGUUUCUAUUCAUAUACUGCCUUGUGUUGUUAGCGUUUGCAAAUGGCCUAAAUCAAUUGUACUUCUAUUAUGAAGAAACAAAAGGGUUAAGCUGCAAAGGCAUACGAUGUGAAAAACAGAAUAAUGCAUUUUCAACAUUAUUUGAGACACUCCAGUCCCUAUUUUGGUCAAUAUUUGGGCUCAUCAAUUUAUAUGUGACCAAUGUCAAAGCACAGCAUGAAUUUACUGAAUUUGUUGGUGCCACCAUGUUUGGGACAUACAAUGUCAUCUCUCUGGUUGUCCUACUCAACAUGUUAAUAGCUAUGAUGAAUAAUUCUUACCAACUUAUUGCUGACCAUGCAGACAUAGAAUGGAAAUUUGCUCGAACAAAACUUUGGAUGAGUUAUUUUGAAGAAGGAGGUACCCUGCCUACUCCCUUCAAUGUCAUCCCAAGCCCCAAGUCUCUCUGGUACCUGAUCAAAUGGAUUUGGACACACCUGUGCAAGAAAAAGAUGAGAAGAAAGCCAGAAAGUUUUGGAACAAUAGGGAGGCGAGCUGCUGAUAAUUUAAGAAGACAUCACCAGUAUCAAGAAGUUAUGAGGAAUCUGGUGAAGCGAUAUGUUGCCGCGAUGAUUAGAGAUGCCAAAACUGAAGAGGGCCUGACUGAAGAGAACUUUAAGGAACUAAAGCAAGACAUUUCUAGUUUCCGCUUUGAAGUCCUGGGGUUACUGAGAGGCUGCAAACUCUCUGCAGUCCAGUCGGCUCAGGCCGCGAAGGACUCUCCCAAUUCGGCAGACUCCGAUGAAAAGAGUGAUAACGAAGGUAGCAGCAAAGACAAGAAGAAGAACUUCAGCCUUUUCGAUUUAACCACUCUGAUUCACCCGCGAUCAGCAGCAAUUGCCGCAGAAAGACACAGCAUAAGCAAUGGCUCCGCCCUGGUGGUACAGGAGCCCCCGCGGGAGAAGCAGAGAAAAGUGAAUUUUGUGACCGAUAUCAAAAACUUCGGGUUAUUUCAUAGACGAUCAAAACAAAACGCCUCCGAGCCAAAUGCAAAUCAGAUCUUCUCUGUUUCAGAAGAUGUUGCUCGUCAUCAGGCUGAAGGACCCCUGGAGAAAAAUAUUCAACUGGAAUCUCGAGGACUAGCUUCCCGGGGUGACCUGAGCAUCCCAGGUCUCAGUGAACAGUGCGUAUUAGUAGACCAUCGGGAAAGGAAUACGGACAGCCUGGGUUUACAGGUCAGCAAGAGAAUGUGUUCGUUCAAGUCAGAAAAGGUGGCGGUGGAGGACACUGUUCCAAUAAUACCAAAGGAGGAGCACGGAAAGGAAGAGGACUCCAGCAUAGGCUAUGAUGUCACCCUCCCAGACUCAGCUACCCAUGACGAUUAUGUGACCACAAGAUUGUGAUACUUGAAGGAGGAAGCGUUUAUCCUACGUAUAUAUAUUUUCCAUUGGGGGGAGAUGUUUAAAAGUAAAUUAGCAAAUGCUAACUUACACUUUAUAGCAUUUAUCCACUGUGGCAUAAUAACGUGUAACAUGUUUAAAUA